UAGCAUUUUAAAAUGUUUUUAUUUAAAAUUUUUCAGAUAUCCUAAAUAAUACGAUAUGAGUGAUGAUGUUUUAAAGUGCGACUUAUGCAAGAAGUCAUUUAGUGGUGUAGUACCAUAUUCUCAACAUUUGAAAAGUGCAAAGCAUUUGAAAAAGAAAAAUCAAAUUGAAUUAGAAGCAACUAUUAAAUUACCAGUAACAGAAGAGGGGAAAUUAUUUUGCACUUUGUGUAAUAUGAAAUUUAGUGGUGUAAUUCCUUUUCAACAACACAUGAAUGGUUCAACUCAUAUGAAAAAUGUUCGACGACAAGAUGUAAUGAAAGACAUAUGUUAUAAUUUAAAUCCAAAACAAACUGGAUUUAAAUCAUCAUUGAAAGAUAAAAAGAAAAUGUUUGAUGAUGGUUAUUUUAGUUCUGCCAGUAGUUGUAGUAGUGGAAGUACGCAUAGUAGUAUGAAUUCUGGCAGAUUCGGUUCUAAUAAUUCCUUUAAUUCUUUUAAUUUACCAAACCAAAGCCAAAAUGUAAGUUUAGAUCCUGGUGUUGAAUUACAGAAAAUGUAUGAAUGUAAAAUGAAAGUAUAUGAUGAUGAACAAUCUGGUGUAUUUCAAAAACAUAGUUUAUUGAAAGAAUCAGUACCAACUUCAUCAAAUAGUCAUUUAUGGGAUGAGUUUUAUAAAUCAUCAGUAUCAAGAAUGGGGAUGAUUCCAGAAAUGGAACCAAAAUUGCAGGGCUGUGAAAUCUGUAACAUACCUUUCUUUAGCAAUCAGGAAGAAAUUAUUCAACAUCUUCAGAGUGAUGAGCACUUUAUACAAAAAUUGAGGACUUUGAAAUUAACAAGUUAAAAAUAAUUUUAAUUUUUACUAGGAAAUAAAUUUAUGCUUAUAACUUCUUACAAGAUAUAAUUACUAUCGUCAACAUUUAUUUUAAAAUUGUUAUGUCACUGAAAACUGUAAUAGCAAUGUCAAAUUAAAUUUUAAAAUAGAAAUCAAACUAAGUUGUUUUUACUUUUAAUGCAAAUUGUAAUUGUUCAUAAUUUAAAUUAAUAUUCUUUAUUAAUUCUGAAUUGUGCAUAAAUAUGAAUAAUUAUAAUAAGCAAUUAAAAGACGUAAGACAUUAUACGUUAAAAAUAACAAGAGAUUUGUUUUCUAAUUUUAAAAUAUUAAAUUGACAUUGCUAAAAUAUUAAGUGGCAUUAUUGAAAUAGAUUCAAUUGUAUUUCUGUGUUUUAUGACAUAUGGCAGAAUGCUGAUUAAAAAUAUUCUUUUAAUGAAAUGAUUAAAAUAAAGCAAGACUUUCAAGUAAAAGUGCUAUAUUAUCAUUGUUAACAAGUAAUAAUAUACUCAAUUGUUCAGUUGAAAAAUAAAAAUGUAUUUAUUAUUAUUAUUAUUUUUUGUUUUUUCCCAUUAAACAUAUAGUUCAAGAUAUCUUUACUCUUGACAGAACUAAGUAUCUCUUAGACUACAUGUUUAAUGGAAAAAAUAAUGAUUGUAGAAAAUACUUUUAUCUAUCAUAUAAUAAUUACUGUAUUGGUAUAAAACAUUAAUUAUAUACAUAAACAUGAUUUCACAAAUUAUAUAGAAAUGUAUGAUAUCUGUAUAACUUUGAAAUCAUAUAUUUGUAUACAAUCAGUUUUAUGCCAUUUUGUAAGUAUGUAAUGCUGAGUGUAAAGUAUUUAUAGAAAUUAAAUUAAAUAUUUAGAUAUUUUAAACUCAUUUAAG
Molecule: messenger RNA, 1713 nt
Organism: Centruroides sculpturatus (bark scorpion)
Lineage: Eukaryota; Metazoa; Arthropoda; Arachnida; Scorpiones; Buthidae
Product: zinc finger RNA-binding protein-like
Exons: 1
Coding region: 56-838 (260 amino acids)
Molecular function (GO): nucleic acid binding; zinc ion binding
Source: RefSeq, a predicted model, not a curated record